UGUCCUCUCCUCUCCAUCUUUUUCGUGAUCUCUCGUCACCACGCAACGUAUUCGACCCCUCAUCCCAAUCUUACCCCCCACUCCCUCCAACUCUCCAUCCCUCCUUCCCCUUUGCUCGAGGGCUGUGUGGAUGUCUGCAGAAAGAUUUUCAUUGCAACAGGGACUUGGCUCAACAGAAUGUGGUAAGGACAGAGGGAAUGGCUGUAGGAGAGGACACGCCUGGACACGCCUGUACCCGUGUGUGCGUGUGUGUGCAUUCGUGUGCCCGUACGUGCGCAUGCCAGUGAUAAGUGGGGCAGCUGUUUGUUCACCCACACCCGCCCACAAUUUCUACUAACCCAUUCGCAACCACCCGACUACAAGUGAUAAAGUGAUCUGAGGCCAGCACCCGACCCUAACUCGCAAAUAUAGAAAAUACGCUGUAGCAUACAGUCAGAGAUUUUUUGACAGUGGGUGUGGGACUUUUUGUUGUUGUUGCCUAAUUCAGAUAGGUCUUUGUUUCUGCUUAUAAUUUACAACAUUUUGGUAGGCUAUUUGUUAGUCAACUUGUCUAUAAUUAGAUACAAUACUAGAAGACUAAAUAAGCCCUUGCUCACCAGAAAAUAUGUCAUACAUCAAUCGAAUGAAUGCUUCAAUCUAGUUGACAUUGGUAAAGUUUUCUCUUUCAUCUCUGCUUCUCUCCAGCAGUAAAGAUGUUUAGGGACCGGGGAGAAAAUGCAAAGAUUUUCCAUGCAAAAUGACCAAAUUACAUUAGUUCGACUGUUGUUAAGUUAAUUACAAGCUGUGAAAACGACCCAACAUGUUUCUGAAAAGACUUAAGUUUGCAAGGAUGCAUAUUUUAGGUGAUUAAAAUACUAUAAGCUUUUAUGAUGCUGAUAAAGAUGGCACCUUUACAGACGGUCCCUAACCAAUCAUUCAUUCUCUCAAGUUGCUGAAAUAUAUAAUAUUUCCCCACUCCUGUUCCAGAGUCAAAAAUCUACAUUUGGUGUAUCGUUCUACUGCAAUAAGUGCUUAAUUCUGUUCUGCAGGAGUUAAUAUUAUAUCAGAUUAUGUGAGAGGUUAUAAACCUACAGUCAGUGUCCAGAUUUCAGUUACUAUUCCUUGUAACCCGUCUGAACAGUGGCUACAAUUCCCUUGACCAUAUUUGAAGUCCCCGUCUUGUCACUGUCUGGCAGAUAAAAAUAAUGAAAGAAAAACCUCUAUCUAGCCUAUAGAUAUGAAUUGCACAAGAAUUAUACAGUAUAUUUAUGGAUUGUUAAUGCAUUGUUUUCUCUUUAUUCCACCUGCCCGCCCGCCCUUCAUCCACACAAUAUUUCAUGACCCUAAACCCACCCGCCCUGUGGAUAUAACCGCUGAGACUGCGGAUUAUGACUCAACCCGCGCUUCACUAGCGCAUGCGUGUGUGAUGUAACUGGAUCUGCCGGUUACGUUGGGCUGCUUUUCUGAUCUUAAUAGGAACUCAGUCCUUGGGAAACUGUGUAUGUGUGUGUACCAGCGCAUAUGUGUGUGUGUGUGACAGUGAGAGAAACUGCUCGCUUUGCAAACAGACCUCCACGGUGUUGCCACGGGGCCGCAGCCUCAAUCAGGCAAUGGGAGCGAGGCAGCCCAUGCUAAAAAUAACUCUGUCUGAAAGCUCCAGUCACAGCAGCCAGUGGGCUUCAGCACCAGGUUCAACUCUACCAUUGAAUUAAAGCAGGAAGCACCAGUGACUCGGUCUAUAAAAAAAGUUGUCAGAUGAAGCAGAUGCUAAACUACAGGACUGUUUUGCUAGCACAGACUGGAAUAUGUUCCGGGAUUCUUCGGAUGGCAUUGAUGAGUACACCAUAUCAGUCACUGGCUUUAUCAAUAAGUGAAUCGAGGACGUUGUCCCCACAGUGACUGUACGUACAUACCCCAACCAGAAGCCAUGGAUUACAGGCAACAUUCACACUGAGCUAAAGGGUAGAGCUGCCGCUUUCAAGGAGCGGGACUCUAACCCGGAAGCUUAUAAGAAAUCCCGCUAUGCCCUCUGACGAACCAUGAAACAGACAAAGUGUUAAUACAGGACUAAGAUCAAAUUGUACUACACCGGCUCCAACGCUCGUUGGAUGUGGCAGGGCUGACUACAAAAGGGAAGGAUAGUCAAGAGCUGCCCAGUGACACAAGCCUACCAGACAAGCUAAAUAACUUCUAUGCUCGCUUCGAAACAAGUAACACUGAAACAUGCAUGAGAGAACCAACUGUUUCGAAUUACUGUGUGAUCACGCUCAGCCGAUGUGAGUAAGACCUUUAAACAGGUCAACAUUCACAAGGCCGCUGUGCCAGAUGGAUUAUCAGGACGUGUACAUUAUCCCAGAAACCCUAGACCCACCCUAAUGUGCAUACCGCGCCAACAGAUCCACAGAUGAUGCAAUCUCUAUUGCACUCCACACUGCCUUUUCCCACCGGGACAAAAGGAACAUCUAUUUGAGAAUGCUAUUCAUUGACUACAGCUCAGCGUUCAACACCAUAGUCCCUCAAAGUUGAUCACUAAGCUAAGGACCCUGGGACCUAACAGCUUCCUCUGCAACUGGAUCCUAGACUUGCUGACGGGCUGCCCCCAGGUGGUAAGGGUAGGUAACAACACAUCCGCCACGCUGAUCCUCAACACGGGGGCCCCUCAGGGGUGCGUGCUCAGUCCCCUUCUGUACUCCCUGUUCACGCAUGACUGCACGGCCAGGCACGACUCCAACACCAUCAUAAAGUUUGCUGAUGACACAACAGUGGUAGGCCUCAUCACCGACAAUGAUGAGACAGCCUAUAGGGAGGAGGUCAGAGACCUGACCAUGUGGUGCAAGGACAACAACCUCUCCCUCAACGUGAUCAAACAAAGGAGAUGAUUGUGGACUAUAGGAAAAAGAGGACCGAGCACGCCCCCAUUCUCAUCGACGGGGCUGUUGUGGAGCAGGUUGAGAGCUUCAAGUUCCUUGGCGUCCACAUCAACAACAAACGAACAAGGUCAAAGCACACCGAGACAGUCGUGAAGAGGGCACGGCAAAACCUAUUCCCCCUCAGGAGACUGAAAAGAUUUGGCAUGGGUCCUCAGAUCCUCAAAAGAUUUUACAGCUCCACCAUCGAGAGCAUCCUAACAGGUUGCAUCACUGCCUGGAAUGGUAACUGCUCGGCCUCCGACCGCAAGGCACUACAGAGGGUAGUGCGUAUGGCCCAGUACAUCACCGGGGCCAAGCUUCCAGCCAUCCAGGAUCUCUAUACAAGGGCGGUGUCAGAGAAAGGCCCUAAAAAUCAUCAAAGCCUCCAGCCACUCUAGUCCUAGACUGUUCUUUCUGCUACCGCACGGCAAUCCGUACCGGAGCGCCAAGUCUAGUUCCAAGAGUCUUCUAAACAGCUUCUACCCCCAAGCUAUAAGACUCCUGAACAGCUAAUCAAACCUAGACUAUUUGCACCCCCCCUAGACUAUUUGCACCCCCCCCCCCCCACCCACUACACUGCUGCUACUCUCUGUUAUUGUCUAUGCAUAGCCACUUUAACAACCCUACCUGCAUGAACAUAAUUAUGUCAAAUACAUUGUUAUUUACUGCUGCUAUUUAAUUAUUUGUUUUUCUUAUCUCUUACUUUUUUAAACUCUUUUUUUUAGGUAUUUUCUUAAAACUGCAUCGUUGGUUAAGGGCUUCACCAGCAGGACCUCCUGGCUCUGAAGCAUCAGCAGGAGCUGCUGGAGCACCAGAGGAAGAUGGAGAGACACCGCCAUGAGCAAGAGAUGGAGAAGCAUCAGAGGGAGCAGAAACUCCUACUGCUUAAGAACAAGGAGCGUUGCCAGGAGAGUGCGGUGGCCAGCACAGAGGUCAAGAUGAGGCUGCAGGAGUUUGUCCUGAACAAGAAGAAAGCCCUGGCCCAGCGCAGCCUCAACCACUGCAUGUCUACUGACCCACGCUAUUGGUACGGGAAGACCCAGCACAGCUCCCUGGACCAGAGCUCCCCUCCCCAGACAGGGAUGUCCACUUACAACCACGCCAUCCUGGGGAUGUACGACCCCAAAGACAACUUCCCUCUCCGCAAGACAGCCUCUGAGCCCAACUUGAAGCUCCGGUCCAGGCUAAAACAGAAGGUAACGGAGCGCAGAAGUAGCCCACUUCUACGCAGGAAGGACGGUCCAAUUACCACCGCCAAGAAGCGCUCUCUGGACAUGGCUGAAUCGGCCUGCAACAGCGCUCCUGGCUCGGGCCCGAGUUCGCCCAACAACAGCUCCAGUAACAUCACCAAUGAGAAUGGCAUCGCUGGCUCCAUGUCCAGUAGUUCAGUAGAGGCCUCCCUGGCCCACAGGCUGGCUGGCCGAGAGGGCCCCUUGAGCCAGCUGUCUCUGUACACAUCGCCCUCGCUGCCUAACAUCACCCUGGGCCUGCCAGCCACCGGCCCUUCCAGCAUGACGUCGGGCCAGCAGGAAGGCGACAGGCUUUCAAUGCACGACAGACUGCAGCAGGGCUUCCCCAUAACCACUCCCUUCAUCCCCGGGGCCCACCUGCCCUCCUACCUGACCGAUGGGGGCUCGGCACACAACCCCCUCCUCCAGCACAUGGUCCUCUUGGAGCAGUCCCAGAACCCACUAGGUUUGUCCUGCUGCCUGAGCGGGAUGCCCCUGCAAUCGUCCUCCAUUCACAAGCUGCGUGGGCAGCACCGUCCCCUGGGGAGGACCCAGUCGGCCCCUCUGCCCCAGAAUGCCCAGGCCCUGCAGCAGCUGGUGGUCCAGCAGCAGCACCAGCAGUUCCUGGAGAAACACAAGCAGCAGUUCCAGCAGCAGCAACUGCACAUCAACAAGAUGAUGGCCAAGACCAGUGAGCCAGGGCCGGGGCCGGGUCGGCAGCACGAGAGUCACCCGGAGGAGACAGAAGAGGAGCUAAGGGAGCACCAAGCCCUAUGUCCCCAGGACGGAGGCCACAUGUGUGGAGUGACAGUCAAGCAGGAGCCCCCGGACCCCCAGGAAGAGGAGAGGGACCACAGAGAUAGGAUAGUUGACCAGGAGCUGCUCUUCAGACAGCAGGAUGUGUUGUUGGAGCAGCAGAGAAUCCACCAGUUGAGGAACUACCAGGCUUCGAUGGAGGCAGCCGGCCUGUCAAUCACCUUCCCAGCGCACCGCCCCCUCUCCAGGGCCCAAUCAUCUCCUGCCUCGGCCUGCUUCCCCCCCAUCGUGGUGCAGCAGGAACCACCCACCAAGCCUCGCUUCACCACCGGACUGGUGUAUGACACGUUGAUGCAGAAGCACCAGUGUAUGUGUGGCAACACCAACACACACCCGGAGCACGCCGGACGCAUCCAGAGCAUCUGGUCUCGACUACAAGAGACAGGACUGAGGGGCAAGUGUGAGUGUAUACGGGGGCGGAAAGCCUCACUGGAAGAGCUGCAGACGGUUCACUCUGAGGCCCACGUCCUUCUGUAUGGAACCAACCCACUUCGACAGAAGCUAGACAGUUCAGUUACUCCCAUGUUUGUGAGGCUGCCUUGUGGAGGGGUGGGGGUGGACAGCGACACCAUCUGGAACGAGGUCCACUCGUCCAGCGCUGCUCGUCUAGCUGUGGGCUCCGUCGUGGAGCUUUGCUUCAAAGUGGCGGCUGCAGAGCUCAAGAAUGGUUUUGCUGUAGUCCGGCCCCCUGGACACCAUGCAGAGGAGAGCACACCUAUGGGAUUCUGUUACUUCAACUCAGUGGCCAUCGCAGCUAAACUCUUGCAGCAGAGGCUCAGUGUCAGUAAGAUCCUGAUUGUGGAUUGGGAUGUUCACCAUGGCAACGGCACACAACAAGCGUUCUACAGCGAUCCCAACGUUCUCUACCUGUCACUCCAUCGCUACGACGACGGCAACUUCUUUCCUGGCAGUGGAGCGCCUGAUGAGGUGGGCACUGGGGCAGGUAUGGGCUUCAAUGUGAACAUGGCUUUCACCGGGGGACUGGAACCACCCAUGGGAGACGCAGAGUACCUGGCUGCCUUCAGGACGGUGGUGAUGCCCAUCGCCAAUGAGUUUGCCCCCGACGUGGUGCUGGUGUCGUCUGGCUUCGAUGCCGUGGAGGGCCAUGCGUCACCCCUGGGAGGGUACAGGCUGACAGCCAAAUGUUUUGGAUAUCUGACCAGGCAGCUGAUGGGGCUAGCCGGAGGCCGCAUGGUACUGGCCCUGGAGGGGGGCCACGACCUCACUGCUAUUUGUGACGCAUCCGAAGCCUGCGUCUCUGCUCUGCUAGGAAUCGAGUUGGAUCCUAUCCCUGAGGAGGUGAUGCAGCAGAGGCCCAACCCCAACGCUGUUCACUCCAUGGAGAAGGUGCUGGAGGCACACAGUAAAAACUGGCGCUCUCUGCAGCGCGGGGCCUCCACGCUGGGCUACUCUCUGAGCGAGGCUUGCCGGUGUGAGUCGGAGGAGGCUGAGACCGUCACCGCCAUGGCCUCCCUCUCUGUGGCCAACAAGCAGAGGAAGAGCGAGGAGGAGCCUAUGGAGGGCUGACCAAGCCCCCUUCACCAUUCAGAGACACUCAAGUUCUCCAAUUUAGGUCUCCCAUUUAGUACUCAGCCAACCUCCAUUUCAAUUUGACCCACCCCUUGGCCCCACUCGCACCCUGUCUAGGAGGCGCAUCAGCCCCGGGGGACAGGGGGCAACGUAUAAAACGACUUGGUAUGAAACGGAAAUGGAAGACGUCACUAUCUCACUCGCCCAGAAUGGACGGACUAAAACGCCCCCGAUGUGGUUCCGUCUCUACGUGGGGAGGCAGAACACAAGGAGCCCCGGGUUGCCAGGUCUUGUCAGGUCUUUACUCCAGGACGGGUGGGAUCUAAGGUGACUUUAAAUCAUCCCACGCUGGCAACAUUGAGUGUCUGUGAUUUUUUUGGGGGGGAACAGACACACUCGCUACGUUCGAAGUACUGCUCCAGACGCAGAAUUUCUCAUUCAGCCAUCUCCUUUCGUUUUUCUCUUUCUGUCAUUUUUUCCUUUUUCCUCUUCCGUUCAGGAGAAACAGCAACCGAGCCCUGUGAUGUAAUUACUUCUUUGUUUACGAAUGUUUGAUUGUUACCAUUCAUGAAAGACUUUGAGAAAGGAGAGAUGUCGACAGGGUUUGCUGAUAUUUCUUGGCACAUUUUCCGAUUGGCAAAAGCAGGCGUUUUUUUUUUUUUUUACAGAAGAGGAAAGGUAUAAAGCGAGGAAAAGAGAAGGAGAACCCGAUGGACAGGUGACCUGGGGCCUUGUUUAUCAAAGGUGCGUGCGCACAAAAAAAAGUCUCAACCUUGCGUGCGCCAGUUUUCCCGCAAAGGUUAGUGGUUAUCAAUUUUGAACUUGAUGGGAAAGUGUGCGUAUAUCCACUGAAAUCUCAGACCAUGCGCACGCACAACUUCUAGUGGUUGAUCAACCGUAUUGCAAGUAAAUAUUGUUAUUUUGGAGGAAAUGUAGGUGUUUGAUGCACGGGAAUUAUAAUAAUGGUAGGCUGAUAAAAACAUAAAAAUGUAUAUGCCUAUUGAUAAAACAGAUGCAUUUGCCGUUGGUAAGGAGAUCACAUAGCAGCAUGUCGCUUAAUAUAUUUAUUUAACUUUUAUUAUAUGGGCCUAAAUCAAUCAUAUUGCAGGACAUGUCUCUCCUUUUCUGACAUGACUGGUUCAUUUCCGCUACACAACAAAUAUUACGCUACCAUUUAUCCAUCUCUCAUUCAAUAGCCAAGCAUGCUCGAAAGUAAAUAGACCAGUAGUGUAACGGCGUUCCUCCUCCUCUUCAUCCGAAGAGGAGGAGCAGGGAUUGAACCAAAAUGCAGCUUCUUGAUAUGACAUGAUUUAUUAAAUGAAAGACGAAAAAACACGAAAACACUUUAACAAACUACAAAAGAACAAACGACGUAGACGCACCUGAACAUAUGAACUUACAUGACACGAAGAACGCAUGAAACAGGAACAGACUACAUAAACCGAACAAACAAACCGAAACAGUCCCAUGUGGCGUAACUUACAUAGACACUGACACAGGAGACAACCACCCACAUACAAACAGUGUGAAAACACCUACCUUAAUAUGGCUCUCAAUCAGAGGAAAUGAAAACCACCUGCCUCUAAUUGAGAGCCAUAUCAGGUCACCCUUAACAAACAUAGAAACACAUAACAUAGACUACCCACCCAAACUCAUGCCCUGACCGUCAAACACAUACAAAAUAACAGAAAACCGGUCAGGAACGUGACAAGUAGUCUAUGACAGUAUAGGUAGGCUAAAGUAUCCUUGUGCGAUAGGAGCGCGACAUCAUAGCCUAUUUAAUCUCAGAGUCUAUGCCAAAGCAGGAAACAUUAACACGAUCAUGUAUUGAUGAACAAAAUAUUGAACAACAAUUCGUCUUUUGCAUAGAAGUCUGGGCUCUAAGCAGCAUUUACUUUUCAAUUGUUCAAUAGACAGUCAAUCUUGCCGAAUACAUGGCCAGUGUUUGGCACUCUCUAUAGUUUAAAAAAGUCACUGCAAAAGAUGACUACAUUCUGCCCACACCUCUACAGAAAUGUGAUCACAUUUACCCUUGCACUUUCUUUUUAGUGACUAUCAUGGCCCAGUUCCAAUAUCUCCAAAUUAUACAGCAAAUGAGGGUGUUUUUGUUACCAUAAAAGGUGAAUGGAGGGCGUUUUUCCAGGCAGGGUGGUAACGCUCGUUCACGAGUGCACAAAUAUAGUAUGGCUCUGAUUUAAUCAAUGAAAACAUGCGUAUAGGUUGCGAGCAACAGUUUGAUAAAUCCCAAUCAUUUGUUCUGCACACAAAUCCUAGAAUGUCCACGUACGGCAAAAUUUUGUAAGAAAUGUACGCAGCGGUUGAUAAAUGAGGCCCCAGGUCUUCUGGUUUGAGAUGACCGACUGUAAAAAGACUGAGUUUUGUGCCUUUCUAGUUCCUGCCUGGCGGAUUUCCCGAUGAACUCAAGACGAAGAGCUUUGCCUUAAAUUUGUUUUGGAGGGAGAGAGGUGCCCUCCUCUCGCUCUCACGUCUCAUCGCCUUUUGUGGUAGUGAGACUGGCAAUGCCGAUACGAUGGCACAUAGACUGGAAGCCCUUGGCAUGUUUACCCUGACUUCCCUGUAGCCUUCUGUCCCACCCUGAUCCAUUUGACCUUGUUGUCGGUGCUUGACUUGGGAAGGAGCUCACCGCAGCUGACUACCGGCACACAAAAUCCAAGUCGUACACUACUUGUUGUAACCCCUUUACUAUCGUUUCGAAGGUAGUUGCCGUGCUACACAGGGACUAACACGGUCGAGUCUUUUUCAGUGGAACGAGAGCCUUCAAUGCUUGAAACAUCAGCCAACGAUGUAGCGAUCGUCUGGUAUGUAAACCCUUUACCAAAUACACGCCACCUCUACGAAAGAGUUAGCUAGCAUGCACUGUAGUCUGUACUAGAGAGAUUUGCCAUUUUAAACUAGAAUGCUGUUCAAAAAUAGUUGUAGUAAGACAAGAAAUUAUGCCAAAGCGUGACGUUGCUAUCAGCUCAAUAGCCUGGUGCCACGUAGUAUUGUAACCACAUAGGACAGAUAUUGCUAUCAUGAUUUUACGUUCAAAAUUGUUCUCUGUGAGGGAAUUAUAACAGUUGACCAAUUUCUGUCUUUACACACCUCACCCUUCAAAACGUUGUGAUGUCACAAUGUUCAGAUGCUCUUACCUUCAUUUAGGGGCUCUACCCACAAUUUGCCGUUCUUUUUUUGCUUUGUUCACAGAGAUAAACAACCACAAAGCUCAUGAGUCUUUGUGUUACCAUGGUGACAGAGCAGUUAGACAGACGUGUACCCACCUUCGUGAGUUUACAGAGGGGAGCAAGUGGCACCCAUAUUCUCUGACAUUCGGUCCACGCUCCUUGUUAGACACAGCUGCUCCCCAAGUGUCAGGUGCUACUGAGUGUGUGUGUGUGUGUCACAUGUCACAAUCCAGUAAACAAACCCUUUAUACAUUGACACAGUCAUCAUAGCUACUGCUAGGUGUGUGUUUUUAGGCACAGGAAAGGGUUUUUAACCUUGUGUGUGUGAGACACAUUAAAUAACCGUGUCUCUAACUACAUACAUUUGACUUAGUUCACAAACACCUAUAGCUCAGAAUACAGAGAAUGAAUGAAAGUAGUGAUCUGAAUACGGUAUAUUGAACCCCCCCCCAACUCAUGUUUCGCCUCUUGGCAACUACCUUCUACGUUGUUUCAUUGACGUCAUAAUCCCUUUUUUUCUACUUUUGGUAAACGAGGAAGAACUGAGAAGAUUCUGCGUGGAUCUUUCUUCUGGAUGUUUCCACCACGGUUGUUUUGAUGACUCCUCCAUCCGUGUUGUUUUUACCCAUCUUUGUCUCUUCUCUUGUUUCCGUUUUGUCCCCGUUGUCUUAAGCAGUGGGCUCCAGUGUCUUUGGUUGUUCUACUUUUGAGUUGUUUUCCUGUCAUUUUGUAUUCUUUUGAGUUCUUUCUCUCUCUUACACUUUGUACAGUUCCUUUUCACGGUGAAACGUUCUGGGGUUGUGUGCAAAUAUUUCUACUUUGUAUAACGAUUCCAACAGUUGUGUAUUUACUAUGCUGGGUGUUCAUGGUAGAUUUAUAUAUGACAACACAUCUAUAAGUAUAUUAUAUCUUCUAAGAAAUUACAAUCUUGUUUUGGGGAAAAGAGAAUUUGAAUUGCAAAGUCAUAUGCUCAUGUUUCAUUACCCGGUCUGGUUCGGCCCUUCCUGGUGUCGCCGAGGGCACUGUUCAUUAUUCCUGGCUGCCAUUGGCUGAGGGUUCAGUACAGUAGCAUCCCAUUUGGUGUCUGUUUCUCUACAGUAUACACCACUGACCUAGGCUCUAUUACUACUUCCUGACACUACAUAGAGGAGUAGAAAGGCUGUUCCCAAACAAAGGGAAAGGACAAGUCGCUUGUCUCUUAUAUUGAAUUUCCUUCUCCAUUAAAACAAUGUGACAACCCACCCAUGUAAACAUGGGGUUACAGUGGAAUUUCACACUCUUACAUAGGUAACCCUUUCUGACCUGCAACCAAACACUCUAGCUGUGUUUUGUAAAACCUUCUGUAUACUAUCUAAGGAUUUGUAAUUCAGAAGCAGUAGCGGAGCUUGGAUAAAAUCACUGGGGAAGCCAAGCCAGUAAAAAAAGCCAUAUUGCAACUUAUGUGUUGUGAUAAUUGCGUGGUUUGCUCUAUAACCCGUUAGUUCAUAUGCCUUGCCACCGUGAUGUAUACAGGCCUAAAGGCCGAGACAAUAAGGAGACACGGUGGCAGAAUAAAUUCAACCACAGCUUUGUUUCACCACCAAACUGGGGAGCAGCAUAUAUCCAGUGGAACAUCUAUCCACAAAGUAUAUUGUAACAAACAGUUACAUGACCUACAGCAUGGUCAAUCAAGUUAAUGUUUCUGACAUUUUUUGGACUACUAAACAACUUGAUUUAGGACACCGGAGAGUUACCGCAAACCGCAAAGAAAACAGGAGCUGCCUCCACUAUUCCAGCACCAUUUCAACAUGAUCAAAUCACUGAUGCUUAGUCUAAUACAGUGACAACUAAAAUAUUCCAAAAGCCAUUCAGUCCAAUCAACGUAAGCUAAAUAGGAUGUGCCUGUCCAUAGUACUGAUUUCUCUGUGUGUGUGCAAUGAAGUAGAAAAAACAUGUUGACUCACCCUACUUGUAAAGUAACGCCAAUGCCAUCCCCCUCUCUUGCCGAAACGGUUUAUGACUCUGUCAUACAGUACACGUUUUUAGUUUUUGUUGUCCUAGGCUACCUGGCUAAAAUGCUUUGUCGCUAGCUUAACUUCCUUUCAUGGGCAACAAUUAGCCAGCUAAUUAACAUUCACCAACUACAUCUAGCUACAUAUUGAACUUCUAUCCUCUCAGACCAGAGGCACAAAUGUAUGAAUUUACGGUUAGAACCGACUUGCCGUUAAAAUCAUUGGCCAGUAUGGAUAAUUAAGUAAAACCACAAGUCCAAAUCCCUAUCUCCGUCCAUGACUCAUUUAGUAAAGGGACAAUUUUAGCUAGCCACCAAAGGACAAAAACACAACGAGAUGCAACAAUUCAAUCUUUUUUCUGUCAAUGACAGUUGACUUUAUUUGAAGUGAUUAGUGUGAAGCCAAAUCCAAACUGACUUCCCAUAACACUUUUUUUUGGUGUGCCAGGACCAUUCACAGUUGAACUCGCUCAGUUUAGCUCAAGGCUGAUUGGCUGUUAUUGUAUAUAACAAAUAUCAAGGAAGGCAAAUGCUCCCUGGCUUCCCUUGCAUUCAAUGCUAUGGGCAGCAACGAUAUCAUACUCUUUUUGACCAGACAGCAUCAGAUAGAUGGCCUACACAUACAGAGACAGAACGGCACUGUUUUUGCUCGCUUGGAUGCUUUCUCCGGUGAGAUACAUUCAGCCUCUUGCGAAUUGAAGGAAAAUGAUGAAACACAGAGAGACGAAAGAUACAUUAUUUUAUAUGUUAUUUUUCUUCCAUUUUGGGGGAAGCCUGGCUUCCCUUUGCAUCCAUGAAUACAUGCCACUGUUCCCGAAGGGCCUGUCUUGGAAUGACAUGAUAAUUACACAAGAGUUUCCCUAUAAUGAUUAAUCACCAUAAGCCCAGGUGUCAUAGUUAACCCAUCAAAAGUCCCCCCCCCCCCCCCUCUCCCUUUGACCUCAUCCAGCCCAAACUGCUCCUCUCUGACGGCUGUAGCAGACGACUAGUGAGGUCAAGGGUCACCUCAAUGGAUCCAGUCUCAGCCAAGAGGGUGGAGUAUGAAUUGAUAGUCGAGUCUGCGUCACAGUUGUGGUUGUUGUUAUUGUAUUGGGGCACAAUAGUAACCGAUCAUCCAGAGCUCCCCCAGAAUGCUCAGUGCACCAGCCUGAGCAAUUGGCAGUUAUGGUUUAGUCACUUGUAUUCAAGCAAUCUUUCUCAAAGGGACUUUAUACUAUCUGGUUAUCAUAGUGUCCAGAUAGUCAAUUUGAACAUUCUCGUGCUCUACAGACAUUCCAUUUGUUUUGUUUUUCUUUGUUUUAUUAUUUUUUUAUUUUUCUCCUGUUUUUUUCUCCUCUUCUCACAAAAGGCCUGAGGAUUGUCUGUCGUUUAUUUAAAGGGCCUGGUUGCCGGAUUCUGCGCCAUUCCUCUUCCACCACCUCUAACUUUCUCUGCAUGGUUUUGUGUGUCCGCAUGCCUGUCUCUGUCCCUGUAACUUAUCUGCACAAGACAAAAAGCACUGAAUGGACAGAAGUACGUUUUUAUCACAGCGUCGGGAUUCGGGAGCGAAGCAUGACGCAAGAACUUGUUUUUUUGCAACCUAUUUUUCUUUCCCCCCGCAAUUGACGAUGAGGAAGAACGGCACUCCAUGUUGGUCUGACAGAUGUGCUUUUUACAUGUAAAAAAAAAAAAAAAGAUCAACAACAAACUGAACGACUUAAUAUUUUACAACAUCUUGAUCUAGCACUUGUGACAUACAGACAAUAGAUUUGACUGUAUUUGUGCACAAAAACUGUUUGAGGGAAACUAAACGACAGGAGACAACAGGAGAGACCAACUUAUUAUAUCAUUUGAAGUUGGUACGGGGAGACGUUUUGUUUUCGAGGCAUCUGGAGAUAUCAAAGGGCUCUGUUCAGAUGAAUGGCCUAUUUUGUCGUCAUUCCACUUCAGCCAGUAAUAUCUGUGACCACUGUGGUAAGAAAAAGAACAGUUAUAGGUUUACAGAAUGUAUGAAAUGCAUUAUGUUUUUAUAUUGUUUUCUUUUGACUCUUGUUCUCUCCAUUGUUACAGAAUAGUACUUUUUUCCCGGGACCUUAGCUCUAACAUUUUCUCUUUGACAUCUACACUAUAAAGUAAAAUGUUUUGGAAAAACCA
Salvelinus fontinalis (brook trout) is the source of this 13771-nucleotide messenger RNA. Its product is annotated as histone deacetylase 4-like. Lineage: Eukaryota; Metazoa; Chordata; Actinopteri; Salmoniformes; Salmonidae. The record is from RefSeq and is a predicted model, not a curated record. The transcript has 25 exons. Gene Ontology annotation, cellular component: histone deacetylase complex. The coding region runs from base 3710 to 6460 and encodes 916 amino acids. Gene Ontology annotation, biological process: chromatin organization; negative regulation of transcription by RNA polymerase II. Gene Ontology annotation, molecular function: histone deacetylase activity.